Fomitopsis serialis is the source of this 1183-nucleotide messenger RNA. RefSeq names its product Gar1/Naf1 RNA binding region-domain-containing protein. The transcript is spliced from 5 exons. NCBI's taxonomy places the organism in Eukaryota, Fungi, Basidiomycota, Agaricomycetes, Polyporales, Fomitopsidaceae. Gene Ontology annotation, cellular component: box H/ACA snoRNP complex. Gene Ontology annotation, biological process: snoRNA guided rRNA pseudouridine synthesis; ribosome biogenesis. Bases 168 to 812 code for a protein of 214 amino acids. Gene Ontology annotation, molecular function: box H/ACA snoRNA binding. The record is from RefSeq and is a predicted model, not a curated record.
CCCCGCCCUUCCUCCCUGCCACAAUUUUGGCGAGGCUGCUCAUUUCCGUCCUCCCUCUUCAAAACGUACAGAAGACCUCCCCGCCGACAUCUCGCGGAUUUAUUGCGCUUGGUGCCGCAGAACUGUAACACCACACUUUGUCAGAAGCACCGACAAGAUCUGGAAAAAUGAGCAGAGGAGGUAGAGGAGGGUUUGGCGGUCGUGGAGGCGGAGGACGAGGGGGAGGCAGGGGCGGAUUUAUGCAGCGAGAUUUUGGCCCUCCCGACACAGUCCUUGAGAUGGGCUCAUUCCUGCACGCCGUCGAAGAUGAGAUGCUCUGCCAAUCCCUCAUGCCUGACAAGGUUCCGUACUUCAAUGCCCCCAUUUAUCUCGCGAACAAGUCUGUCAUCGGCAAGGUCGACGAGAUCCUCGGCCCGAUCAACGAGGUGUACUUCUCCAUAAAGAUGGAGCAGGGCAUGGUCGCGAGCAGCUUCAAGAAGGGUGACAAGGUGUAUAUCGGAGGGGACAAGCUGUUGCCAGUAGAGAGGUUCCUACCGAAACCGAAGGUCGCCGGAGGUGUAACAAAACGAGGUCGCGGAGGUCGCGGCGGCGCAGGCGGACGAGGACGAGGCGCACCAGGCGGGCGUGGUGGCUUCCAGAGAGGAGGCUCAAGAGGAGGUUUCCGAGGCGGCCCCAGAGGUGGUGGUUUCGGUGGUGGGUUCAGUGGUGGGUUCAGUGGUGGUCGUGGGGGCGGUCGCGGCGGGCCAAGUCGAGGGCGGGGUGGCUUUGGCGGUGGAGGAGGACGGGGCCGGGGCGGCUUCCGGGGCUCGUAGUCGGCGUGGAUGCUUCGCGUGCGACGUGUUGUUUUUUCUGUGCUGUAUGUAUACAUCUCUCUCCUUUUGCUGACUGUAUCUAUGAAGGUCAGGCGUGUUGUACAUGGGCUGGUAUCGAUACAGAGCGAUGCGUAGCGACGACAUCGGGUAUAGGCAUGUCGGAUCAAACAUCAAGGUUUGAGGGCUUUGAGUUCGGCCGCGACGACUUGGACGCGUUCUGAACGCUCCGACUGCAAGGGCACAGACUGAAGCACCGCGUUGAGUCUCAUGAGGCGGCGAAUGAGUGAAAGGGCUGACCUGCUUCAGCUCCUCCGAUAUUGCGUUGACCUGCAUGGCGACCUGUUGUAUGUUCUCGUAAGUGGUGGGAGGCA